Messenger RNA from Emericellopsis atlantica, 5811 nucleotides. RefSeq names its product Rapamycin-insensitive companion of mTOR, N-term-domain-containing protein. Gene Ontology annotation, cellular component: TORC2 complex. Lineage: Eukaryota; Fungi; Ascomycota; Sordariomycetes; Hypocreales; Bionectriaceae. The record is from RefSeq and is a predicted model, not a curated record. Gene Ontology annotation, biological process: TORC2 signaling; thiamine biosynthetic process. The transcript has 12 exons. Bases 1 to 5811 code for a protein of 1936 amino acids. Gene Ontology annotation, molecular function: thiaminase activity; phosphomethylpyrimidine kinase activity.
AUGGCGGGACCACCGACCUCCCAGAACGCCAAGGGCCCGUCAGCUCUGAACAUGGCCCAGAAGCCGGCCGGUCGAACGAGCUACGAGCGUGAGGGCGGCGGUCUCCAGCCACCAGCUGCCGUCAGCGCGGCGGGGGGACGGACGCUCUCAGCAUCGGCGGCGCGGUCGGCCGCUGGGAGCUUCAACCCGUCCUUUGCCCCGGGCAGCUUCAGCUCCGAGCUGCGCAGCCAAAUGUCCUCCAGCCGGGCCGGCAGCCGCAUGGACGUCGGAUCCGUGUACCCCGGCAGCAUCAUGAACAAGGUCGACGAGGACGAGGACGACACGGCGGCGGCGGCCCAGCAGGCCCUCGUCGCCCUCAAGGACCGCCUGAACCGCGAGCUCAAGAUCAAGGAGGGCAGCGAGAACAUGCUCGAGGCCCUCAACGCGAAAAAGGCCAAGCAGACCAAGGAGCAGCGCCAGAGGGUCGAGGCCGAGCUCAGCGCGAGCAACGCCCGGAUCCGGGCCCUGAAGCAGAAAAUAGCAGACACCCACCGCACAAGGACCGCGCCGCAGCAGCAGCAGCCGACGACCCCGACCAAGCAACGCGAGAGGCUCCUGUCCAACGGCAUGAGGUCACCCCCCAGUCUCUCGAGGUCGGAUCUGGGAUCGGACGUGGACGAGUCCACGGAGAGCCCGACCUACGCGCUUACGGAGCUGCUGCAGGCGCUCGAGGUCGAGGGCAUGACGCCAGAGUACUAUGUGAGCCGCGGGAACCAGCUCGUCGACCUCUUCAAGAGGCACCCGACCCUCAAGUACGACCUCAUGUGGUCCGUGUUUGGGCUAAGGAUGCAGGUCAUGCUGAUGAGCGAGAGUCGGGAGGUCGUGGCCGCGGGCUACCGCAUGACACGAUACGCCAUAUCAGACCGGGCAUCUCUCCGGAAGAUUCGCAGUCUGAACACAGACUACGUCGUGGUACGGUCUCUCAACAACUAUCGCAAGGCAGACGUGGAGCGCGAGCAGGCGCUCAAAUUCGUGCGCGCCUUUCUUGACGUCAAGGAUGGCGUCAAGGAGAUCUCCCGCGCCAUUGUGCGCACCAUUGUGGCCAUCGCUGAAGCUGGUGAUGACCGCAGGCCCAAUAUGCCCGUCGCCGAGCAGGACGCCGACCGAUUACGACCGAUAUGUAUAGAGACGUUGGCGGAGAUCCUGGUGCGCGACCCCCGGCUACUACUCGCUUCAGGCGGCAUGGGCCCAUUGUCAGAGGCACUGGCAGAAGGAACCUACAAAGCGCCCGAGAGUCUCGCGGCAUCUAUUCUGUACCUUUUGGAUACCCCGAAGCGACGGAAAUUUGUGCAGCCUGGCUACGGACUCGACGUGUUGUUCACGGCCUUUACAGACCACAUGAUCAGUGACGACACUGUGCUCAAGCAGAACUCCAAGGCCAUCGCAGCAAGUCUCAAGUCAUGGUCUGGGCUCAUGUCGCUCAGCAUGUACGACUUUCGAGCAGUUCGCUCUCUCAUCAGCUGCAUGAUCCUCCCCAACGCGUCAAUAAGAGAGACGAUCUUGGACUUGUUCUUCUCGCUGCUGAGGAUCAAGCCGCCGGCGUGGGCUACAUCAUUCUUGGCCGGACGACGCCUCACAACGUACGGACGCGUGGCAAACCUCAAGGGCGCUAGCAGAGAAAGGGGCCCGUCCAUCUACGUCGAGGAGGAUGGCGGGGAGCAGAACUUUGUCGAGCACUACACGGCUCUGCUGCUGGCCGUCUUUAUCAAAGCAGACUUGCUCAAGAGCUUGCUCCACAUUGCCCAGACGGAGGAGGACCCCAUGCUGAAGCGGAAGACCACGCUCCUCCUGAGCGAGGUCUUGAAGCUGGCCAGCCGUUUACUGCCACCCUCGUGGAGCAGCGAGCUGCAGUUGCUUCCCGAUCUGUUCAACGCAGCGGCGAGUUUCAAGAACCAGGACUACCAUAUUGCGACGGGCGUCGUCUACCAGAUGAGCAGUGUCAGCCGCACGCUGUACCGGAGCACGCCAUCGGGGGCCAUGCCGGGGAUGCUGCCCAGCAGCAACAGCAUGAGCGAUCUGACAUUGCUGGAUGACCAACCCAAGUCCCAUGCCGCCGUCGUGUUUGACGAUGCCACGUUUCGACAGCUUCUCAUCGACUCUCGUGUUCUCAACCACUCGAACUGGUCCAAGUGGGACUGGGAUAUCAUAUUCAAAAUCAUUGACGGGCCGCUCCAGGUCGGCAAGCGCUUGGAGGAGGCGAUCAAAGCGUCCAAGUUCAUGAAGCGCAUCAUGAGCUUCUACCGACCGUUCAAGUACAAGUUCGCCGAGGUCAAGAACACACGAGGGACGCAGAAAUACGUCAAGGUGGGCUGUGCUUUGAUGCACGCGCUGCUGCAGUCACCAGAGGGCGUGAGGUUCCUGGCGGACAGCAAGCUGCUCAGGCAGAUUGCUGAGUGUCUCGCGCAAUGCGAUCCGACCAGUGGCCUCACAGCACAGUAUCCUAUGUUCUCCCCCGACCGCCUGCUCGACACGCUCUGCGGCGGGUACUUCCCGAUGCUGGGCGUGCUGAGUGGCGAUCUCCGGGGCCUGCAGCUCCUCGAGCGUUGGCGCAUGUUCAACAUGAUGUACCACAUUGUCGACUUGAAGCAGCGGCCGGACCUGAUCAAGCUGCUGCUGUCCAGCUUUGACUACACCAUGCAGGGCCACCCACGGGUGCUGCUGUCCAAGGCCCUCACCGCCGGCUCAAAGGACAUUCGCAUCCACGCGACCAAUGCCCUGCGUAAACAUGCUAUUCGGCCGACGCCCUCGAUCAACAGCCAGGGGGGCAUGGGCGAUUCGAAGUGGGCGAUCCAGCUCCUGGUCACGCAACUCUACGACCCCGAGGUGGACGUCUGCUCGACAGCCAUCAAGAUCCUGGAAAAGGCGUGCAACCGGAAACCGUCGCUCGAGUACAUUGUCGAGUGCCGGCCGUCCCUCGACCACCUGGGUGAGAUUGGCGCGCCCCUCUUGCUGCGCUUCCUGUCGACGUCCAUUGGGUAUCACUACCUCGAUGGGCUGGACUAUAUCAGCAACGAGAUGGACGACUGGUUCCUCGGCCGCAACGACACCUACGUGCACAUGAUCGAGGCCAGCCUGGCCAGGGCGUUUUUGGUGGAUCCGGAUGACCAGAGCCACCGGAUGAGUCUGUUUGACGAUGCCGACGCAGAAGCGGACUUUCACGAUAACCACGUGCCGCCUCACUUCUACCGAGAGCUGACUCGUACGCAAGAGGGCUGUCGCCUGCUGAACAACAAGGGCCACUUUGAAGAGUUCGCGUCGACGAUUCGCCACCACGGCAUGCAGGCCACGGACCCCGAGACGCUGCUCAAGGUCAAGGGCGCCCUAUGGGCCGUCGGCAACGUCGGCUCCAUGGAGCUGGGCGCCCCCUUUCUGGAGGGCAGCGACGUGGUCGAGCGGAUCAUUGCCAUGGCCGAGUCGCACGACGUGAUCAGCCUGCGUGGCACUGCCUUCUUCGUGCUGGGCCUCAUCUCACGGUCCACCCACGGCCUCGAGAUCCUGGCGGAGCACGGGUGGGACGCCAACACCACGCCCAUGGGCACGUCGCUCGGCUUCUGCAUCCCAAACGACCUGAGCAAGCUGCUGUCCCUGGUGCCGUGGAAGGCCGAGAACAUGGCCAACAUGAGCGUCCUCGACACGCAGUGCACCAUAGCGACGCCGCCCGCCGUCAGUCCCGCGCGUCCCAACAUGGAUCCGGCGGAGCGGCCGCCGCUCGUCACCGAGGAGGACAUGAACAAGCGCAUCCUGGAGUUGAUCGUCGACCUCGGGAACAUGGUGCUCUACAAGAAGGCGCUCGUGGAGCUGCAGAAGUUGCGGGCGCGGAAGCCGGCGGCCUUUAACCGCACCGACUUUUUCAAGGAGGUCAUGGGGUUGAUGGAGUGGAACCACUAUCGGCUCGGGGUGCGGCGGAUGGUGAUUGACCUGUUUGACAAGAAUGUGAUGCGGCGGAUUGUGUUUGACGAGGAGAGCAGCUCGAGCAGUGAGGACGACGACGACGAAGAGGAUGAAGAAGAUGACGAUGAAGAUGAAGACGAUGACGAAGAAGAGGAAGAAGACACGGAAGAAGAGAGUGGCGGCGGUGACGAAAGCAGCUCGGGCGACGACAGGACGGAACGCCAGAGGAGUAUCAGUGAGCCGAUGGAGCCCAAAGGCCAGAUGAUGCCUGCGCCGUUGAACAUACGACGUACGUAUGUCGUCAACUCGCUCAUCUCCAUCUGCUCCUUGACCCCUUCACAGUGCUCUGCAGACAUUGCAAACAUGGUCAAAGGUCGAGUGCUGGUGAUUGCCGGGUCCGAUCCGUCCGGCGGGGCAGGGCUCGAAGCCGAUCAAAAGGUCAUCGCGGCGCAUGGCUGCUAUGCCAUGACGGCUACCACGGCCCUGACCGUGCAGAACACGCAAGGUGUGACGGAUAUUCACCAUGUGCCCGUCGACUUUGUGCGAAAGCAGAUCAAUGCCGUCGUGGGCGAUAUCGGCGUCGACGUCGUCAAGACGGGUAUGCUGGCGAGUAAAGAGGUCAUCGAGAUGCUGGACGGGGUUGUGAAGAAGAACAAGUUUCCCCAGCUCGUCAUUGACCCGGUCAUGGUGUCGACGUCUGGCUCAACGCUUCUGCCCGAGACGGCUAUCGAGAUGCUCACGCGUCUAUUUUCCCAUGCCUCUGUCGUCACACCCAACAUUCCCGAGGCAAAUCUCAUCCUGGCGCAGUACAGCAAGGACUCUGUGAAGAUCAAGUGUGCGGAUGACAUGGUCACGCUGGCUACGCGACUCCAGAGGGCCAUGGGAUCCCGUUGGGUUCUUGUCAAAGGCGGGCAUUCACCCUUUGAUGCACACUUCAAAGUGACCGGCGAGAAUCUCAAGGUCGUCGACGUACUUGUCGGUGCGGACGGGACUGUCGAGAAGAUCGUGAGUGAUUGGCAGGAGAGCCAGAGCACGCACGGCACAGGGUGUUCCUUGGCUUCUUCCAUUGCCUCGAAUCUUGCUUCGGGAAAGGACAUGAUCACCUCUGUGCGAGCAGCCUGUCGCUACAUCGAGGCGGGUAUUCGAACAGCCCCUGGCUUAGGCCACGGCCACGGUCCACUGAACCACUUCCACUCGACAAAGGUCUUGCCUUUUUCUCCAAACUAUUUUAUCGAGUACCUCAUCUCGAGACCAGAUGUCAAGCCCAUCUGGGAUCGAUUCGUGCACCAUCCCUUUGUCAUGGCCAUGGGCGACGGCUCUUUGCCUCUUGAUUCUUUCAAGAAUUACAUGGUUCAAGACUACCUAUACCUUAUUCACUUUGCGAGAGCGACCGCACUUGGGGCGUACAAGUCCAAGAACAUGACGGACAUAAGUCGCGCGAGCGAGAUUGUCGCCCACAUUAUGACGGAGACGAAGCUGCACAUCAAGUACUGCGAGUCUUUUGGGAUAUCUCUUGAGCAGAUGGAGUCAACAGAAGAGCAGCAGGCUUGCACCGCAUACACGCGCUACGUCGUGGACGUGGGUCAGUCCGAGGACUGGCUUGCGCUACAAGUCGCCCAGGCACCAUGCCUGCUGGGCUACGCAGCCGUGGCCCGUAUGCUUCACGACCACCCCGAUACGAAGCGAAAAGACAACACGUACUGGGAGUGGAUCGAGAAUUACAUUGCCGAGGACUACUCAGAGGCUGUGAGGCUGGGUUCAGACCUUUUGGAAGAGCACGCAGCACUACAGUCGCCAACGAGGGUGGAGGAGCUGGUCAAGAUCUUUGUCCACGCUACCAAAAUGGAGAUUGGGUUCUGGGAAAUGUUUCCUCACAAAUAG